Molecule: messenger RNA, 1236 nt
Organism: Aureobasidium pullulans EXF-150
Lineage: Eukaryota; Fungi; Ascomycota; Dothideomycetes; Dothideales; Saccotheciaceae
Exons: 2
Coding region: 1-1236 (411 amino acids)
Source: RefSeq, a predicted model, not a curated record
AUGCUGGAUCCGCGUCGAAGGCGGUUCGUCAUCAUCGCUGUAGUCACUCUCAUUUGUUUCUUUUUCUACACAUACUCUGGACAUCCCUCAACGACGAUAUCCUCAGCAGUGCAGGCAGGACUCGACUACUUCCUCCAUGUACCAGAUCUCCCUGCAGCGAAUGCGACUCUAGGGUUUGGAGCCAUCGUCGCGGUAUCGCAACUCACAUCAAAACGUCGCAACAGCCUGCUGCUGGCAGCAAACAUCACCGACAUCGACAUCACCAUCCCCGAUCAGCCAAUCUGGACCGACGAAGAUGUCAACAACUUCCGCACAAAGAACGGCUCCUUGAUCACUCGCGGCUCAGCAAUGGCAUGGAUGGGCCACCUGAACGUCCUCCGCUGGUUCCUCGACUCAGGGCUAGAAACAAUGCUAGUCAUGGAAGACGACGUAGACUGGGACAUCCACCUCCGCACCUCCCAAGUCCCCAAAGUAGCAGCAGCCAUGCGCACUCUCCUCACCGAACAAAACGGACAAACCCAAAGAGAAACACGACAAAAGAUUGUCACACCAGAGCAGGCUGGGGGAUACUGGGGCAACUCCGAAGAAUGGGAUAUCCUCUACCUCGGCCACUGCGGCGACAUGUUCAGCUCCCACUCCUGGGCAAACGAAACAGAAGUGCCCCGCGUAGCCGUCAGCGAUACGACCCUCCCAUCUCCAGAAUACAUGCACAUCCUCACCCGCCGCUUCCUCCGCGAGAUCGGUAUCCCGGUAAAGACCAGAGUGGUACACAAAAGCGUAUCUCCCCUGUGUACCUUCGGUUUCGCCCUCUCUCGCCCAGGUGCCCGCCGCCUUCUAACCGAUGUAGCGGGCUCAGAGCCCGAAGGCGGCAGUCAAGCCUACGACGUCCGCAUCCUAGAAGCCUGCCGCGACCUGAAUUUCCGCUGCUGGUCCGCAAACCCAGAACUCUUCCACCACCAAGACGCCCCCAGCGAAAUCGCCAUCGUAAACGCCAAAAAAGGAAAAGACCACAGUGCCAAAGAGCACGAUUUCAAAGCCUCUCCUCCGGGUAUUGGAGUAGAUACUGAAGGUAGAUUGCAAGGUGCUGCGCCGAAUAUCGCUUGUGGGAUCAGGGGCAGCAGUUUUUGGACCCAGGAUCCGGAUACCAUUGAGUAUUUGAAGGAGGUUGUGGGGAGGCAGGGGCAUUGUUUGAGGGAUCAGGUUGCGGAGGAUAUGAGUGUGUGGCCGCAUCUUUGA